CGCGCAUGCGCCUUGCCCGCUCCAUAAACCCGAAGUCUUGUUUGGGAGUGCUAAGGAGGCAGGUCCAGCCAGAGGGGCAGCCAGUUUCAUUUAAGUGAGUUUGGAACCCUGGAACUCAUUGCAGAAGUUGGAGUGAAAGCCUUCUUGUUAAAUACCGAUUUACCCAUCCUUAACUUGUCUGCCUUUUCUGCUUCCAAAUCCGUGUCCAUCAAUCAUCCUGAAGGAUUGGACUGGCUGGCCCAAUGCUAUAUUUCUAUGAUCCCUAAUUGCAGAUACAUUACCAGGGUUUCCAGAUCCAAACUUGAAGCCAGUGAAGAUAACAGAUGCUUUGAACAAAUGGACCACUUUGAGAAUUUUCUGCAAGAGCAUAAAGAAAGAGUCUCUAAGGAUAUUCCAAGUGACUAUGGGAAACAGACAGGUAGUAGCCAGAUUAAUGAAACUGACAGAAAAUCAAAACGCCUUCGAAGGAAGAGAAAACUGCUGUUGGAUUCUGACGAUGAGGAAGAAAAUGCCGAUGAUGAAGAGGAAAAGAGCAAAUUUAAUUUGAAAAAUCCUAGGAAUCUUAAGCCAGUAAAACAAGAUUUUCCUGGGAAGAGCUGUGUAUGGAACUGGGUGUCCUAUCUAGAAGAAGAACACAUGCCAGCUGCUCCACUGAAACUUUUCAGAGAGUCUCAAUCAUUCCCACAAAACAAAAAUGGAUUUAGAGUUGGAAUGAAAUUGGAGGGCCUCGAUCCUGAACAUCCAUCUUUAUUUUGUGUCCUUUCUGUUGAUGAGGUGCAGGGGUACAGAAUGAGGUUACAUUUUGAUGGUUAUUCUGAGUGCUAUGAUUUCUGGGUUAAUGCGGACUCUCCGGACAUUCAUCCUGUUGGAUGGUGUGAAAAAACAGGCCAUAAGCUGCUCCCUCCUAAAGGUUACAAAGAGAGGGAGUUUAAUUGGACGUCAUACUUGAAAAACUGCAAGGCUUCAGCUGCCCCAAAGACUCUUUUCAAGGCCACAAACACACCCAUUACCCCUUCUGGCUUUCGAGUGGGAAUGAAGUUAGAGGCUGUAGACAAAAAGAAUCCAUCCUUGAUGCGUGUUGCAACCAUUGCAGACAUGUUAGAUAAUCGGCUGCUGGUUCAUUUUGACAACUGGAAUGAAAGCUAUGAUUACUGGUGUGAUUCCGGGAGCCCGUAUAUUCGUCCUGUUGGUUAUUGCCAAGAAACUGGAACUCCUUUAAUAACACCAGCUGAGUACAAAGAUUCCAAAACCUUCACAUGGGAAAAAUACUUGGAAGAAACGGGUUCGCAGGCAGCCCCAGCAAGAGCAUUUAAACCGCACCCAGCUCAUAGAUUUCAGGCUAAUAUGAAACUGGAAGCUGUAGACAAAAGAAAUCCGAUGUUAAUUAGAGUGGCAACUAUCGUUUCAACAGAAGACCAUCAUUUGAAGAUACACUUUGAUGGUUGGGACCCUUACUUUGACUUCUGGGUUGAUGCCUAUAGUUCAGAUAUUCACCCUGUGGGUUGGUGUGCCAAAGCCGGGCAUGACCUGCAGCUCCCACCAGGUCCUUCAGAUCCACCUGGGACAUCGGGACAAGGAUGCCCUACUCCAGGAUGUCAGGGAUUGGGUCACGUUAGGGCCCCCCGAUAUGGAACACAUUACACAUUGGUUGGCUGCCCGUAUUCUGAAAUCAAUCGCAACCGAGAAAGCCCUUUACAGGAUCGCCUUGGGGGAGAAAAACCUUUACCUAUUUCCAUUCUUCACAAACUCAAGAAAUCUGAAACUUCUGUAUCACUUACAGAUCUGGAGGAAGACUCUCCGCAGUCUAGAAAGUCAUCCACAGAAAAUGGAGAUCUGUCAGGACAAAGCAAUGCCCACAAUCUAUUAGAGCAGUCUGAGGCCAGCCAACAGAAGGACUGGGCUGAAGGGGAAUCCUCUGUUGAUAUCAAAGUCAAAUCCAAAGGGACUGAUUGCUCACAUGGCUAUAUAAAGCUCCAGGUCAUAAAACAAGAUGUCGAUGGAAGAGGCACAACAUUUGCUCUGCAGCAGGCCCUUCACCAAUCUAUCUUCAUGCCUUCCCUUUCUGCAAACCCUAUGCACCGCCUCCAUCUUUGCUGGGAGCAACACUGUAAGCUGCUGCCAGAGGUCUCAGGCCUCACUGCCAAGAAUGUGGCCAAAUGGAGUGUUGAAGAGGUGGCUAGUUUUAUCCAGCGCUUGCCUGGCUGUAAGGAUCAGGCCGCUCUCUUCCGACAAGAGCAGAUCGAUGGCGAGGCUUUCCUUCUCCUGAACCAGACGGACAUUGUCAAAAUUCUUAGUAUCAAACUGGGACCUGCCUUAAAAAUCUACAAUGCCAUCCUGAUGUUCAAGACGGCCGAAGAGGACUGAGGGGCCAGGGAUGGGAACACGGCGGCAACAGAGAGAGAAGAGCACCCAUCGUUCCUGUUAUCGCAAAGACUGGCCUCUCGGAGCCUUGUCCAAAUCACAUUUCAAGCCGUCUUGAGCGACGGAUUCUGGUUAAAACAGUCCCUUCUGCCACUGGGAAUAGAUUUGGUGGCUUCCCUUCUAGGAAGAGAUAUCUUUUCGUAUUGAAUUUGGGUAUAUUGAUCUUUUGUGAAGAUCUUGAUGAGACACACAUACCUUUGGCUUCUAAGAGGAAUUCUGGGUGUUGUUUUAGGCAGGGAGUCAAGCCUAAGCCAACUCACUUCACCCUGUUGACAGUGCCUAAAGCAGAGCUGGAGCUGUUACUGACAUGCUUGAUAAUAGAGUCUAUCUAUGUGUCCAGAAUUUAGAGGUGAAGUAUAAGAGAAUAAGGAAAGGGAAUUCAGCUACAAAUUCCUCAUGAAAAAUAUUUUUUCCAGGCUAGUUUUCAGGCUUGAUGGGUUCCCCC
Anolis sagrei ordinatus is the source of this 2866-nucleotide messenger RNA. The record is from RefSeq and is a predicted model, not a curated record. NCBI's taxonomy places the organism in Eukaryota, Metazoa, Chordata, Lepidosauria, Squamata, Anolidae.